Messenger RNA from Mustela lutreola (European mink), 1035 nucleotides. RefSeq lists its product as uncharacterized. The transcript is spliced from 3 exons. Lineage: Eukaryota; Metazoa; Chordata; Mammalia; Carnivora; Mustelidae. Bases 1 to 945 code for a protein of 314 amino acids. The record is from RefSeq and is a predicted model, not a curated record.
AUGGAGUUGGCAUCGGCGGCGCAAGCGGCCUGGGCUGUACAAGCGGCGUCGGGGUUCAAGUGGCGGCGGCGGUGUAGACGGCGGCGGCGAAGCGUCGGCGGUGGCGGCGCAGACGGUAGCGGCGGCGGCGGCAGAGUCGGCAGCAGAGUCGGUAACAGCGGCGGUGCAGACAGCGGCGUUGGCGGUGGGGCCAAGGGCGGUGGCUUGGUGGCGGUGGCGGCGGAAGCAGCGGCGGCGCAGACGACUGCGUCGGCGGUUCAGGCGGCCUCGGGGCAGACAGCGGCGGCGGUGCACAAGCAGCGGCGGUGCAGACAGCGGGGUCGACGGUGCAAGCGGGGCGGUGCAGAGGGCGGUGGCUUCCGCGGCACAGGCGGCAUCGGCGGUGGCGCAGGCGGUGUCUGCGGCGGAAGCGGCGGAGGUGCAAGCGGCGUGGGCGCAGACAGCGUCCGCUACACAAGUGGCAACGGCUUAGGCGUCGAGGGCUCAAGAGGCGACGGCGGCGGCAGCAUAAGCGGUGUUGGCGGCGGUAGCCAUGGUGGUGCGGACAGCGGGGUUGGCAGCGCUUGUGGUGGCGGAGCAGAUGGAGGUGGCUUCCGCGGCGGCGACACAAACGGCGGCGGCGGCGGCGCAGGCGGUGUUGGCUGCGGCACAGACGACGGUGUGGGCGGUGCAAGCGGUAUUGGCGCAGACAGCUGGGCUGCACAGGCCGGCAACCGCUUGGGCGUUUUCAGCUCCAGCAGCGGCAGCGGCGGCGGCGGCGGCGGUAGCAGCGGUGGAGCAGACAGCGGCCUCGGUGCAGACUGCGUCGGCUGCACAAGCGGUGUUGGCGACUCAAGCGGCGGCUGCGGCGCAGAUGGCAGCAACGCAGAUGGCGGCGGCGGCGAAGCGGCGGCGGGGGCCACGCAAGCGGCAGCAGCAGCAGCUGGAGCGAGGGCCAGCAACUGAGGAACGGCAGAGAAGGCCAGAAAGACCAGGGAACCUGCUGCAGAGAAAGGCUUUUGGGGUUAGAGCAUCUGCACCUUCAGAAGCUGUGCU